GUAGCCGGUGUGAGUACAGAGGGUAUUGGGGGGGCUUAGCCCCCAAGGAAGAGGACCAGUCCUCCCCCAGCACCACCAUCAAGACCCCAGGGGCUCCCUCUUCCCUCCACAGACUGUGGACUGACUUAGGGAAUCCCAAACGAUGACAGAAAAGGAGGUGCUGGAGUCCCCUAAGCCCUCCUUGCCAGGAGAGACUCGGCAAAGUGGGCUACAGCGGCUGAAGCAGUUAUUCAGGAAGGAGUCUCCGGGAACAAAGGAAAUGGAGCUUCCCCCAGAGCCCCAGGCCAAUGGGGAGGCAGUGGGAGCUGGUGGGGGGCCCAUCUAUUACAUCUAUGAGGAAGAAGAGGAAGAAGAGGAGGAGGAGGAGGAGCCCCCCCCAGAACCUCCUAAGCUUGUCAAUGACAAGCCUCACAAAUUCAAAGAUCAUUUCUUCAAGAAGCCCAAGUUCUGUGAUGUCUGUGCCCGGAUGAUUGUGCUCAACAACAAAUUUGGGCUUCGCUGUAAGAACUGCAAAACUAACAUCCAUGAGCACUGUCAGUCCUACGUGGAGAUGCAGAGAUGUUUCGGCAAGAUCCCCCCUGGUUUCCAUCGGGCCUAUAGCUCCCCACUCUACAGCAACCAGCAGUACGCUUGUGUCAAAGAUCUCUCUGCUGCCAAUCACAAUGAUCCUGUGUUUGAAACCCUGCGCACUGGGGUGAUCAUGGCAAACAAGGAACGGAAGAAAGGCCAGGCAGAUAAGAAAAAUCCUCUAGCAGCCAUGAUGGAAGAAGAGCCAGAGUCUGCCAGACCAGAGGAAGGCAAAACCCAGGAUGGAAACCCUGAAGGGAAUAAGAAGGCUGAAAAGAAGACACCUGAUGACAAACACAAGCAGCCUGGCUUCCAGCAGUCUCAUUACUUUGUGGCUCUUUAUCGGUUCAAAGCCCUGGAGAAGGACGAUCUGGAUUUCCCGCCUGGAGAGAAGAUCACAGUCAUUGAUGACUCCAAUGAGGAGUGGUGGCGGGGGAAAAUAGGGGAGAAGGUUGGAUUUUUCCCUCCAAACUUCAUCAUUCGGGUCCGGUCUGGAGAGCGUGUGCACCGCGUGACCAGAUCCUUCGUGGGAAACCGCGAAAUUGGGCAGAUCACUCUCAAGAAGGACCAGAUCGUGGUCCAGAAAGGAGAUGAAGCCGGCGGCUACGUCAAGGUCUACACCGGCCGCAAGGUGGGGCUGUUUCCCACCGACUUCCUGGAGGAGAUUUAGGCGUGCCGGCGCCUGCGGACGGGAUAUACCCAGGCCCCAUUCUGGGCAGGCCCAGUGGAGGUUGGGGAGGAAAGGGGCGAAAGCAACUAUGCUGGAUGGGGGAGGGGAGGGAAAGCCCGCCGGAGCUAGACGGGGCUUCGGGUUAGGGACUGGUUCCUGCCCCCCUCCCCCGGCCUCGGCCUUUGGAUACCUGGCGGGCAGAGCCGCCUCACCUGCAACUCCUCAGGCCCAGCCCUUGAGAGCUGGAAGAAGAAGAACGCGUCUCCACCAGGAGGCGCCCCGGGGGUGUGGGAGGAGAACGGUCGAACGCUGCGACUGUAUUAAAGUUUUGAAAAAAGUUA
Enhydra lutris kenyoni (northern sea otter) is the source of this 1578-nucleotide messenger RNA. RefSeq names its product SH3 and cysteine rich domain 3. Gene Ontology annotation, cellular component: extrinsic component of cytoplasmic side of plasma membrane. Gene Ontology annotation, biological process: positive regulation of voltage-gated calcium channel activity; skeletal muscle contraction; positive regulation of protein localization to plasma membrane. Lineage: Eukaryota; Metazoa; Chordata; Mammalia; Carnivora; Mustelidae. Gene Ontology annotation, molecular function: protein binding. The record is from RefSeq and is a predicted model, not a curated record.